AAUAGAUUAUACUUCUUAGGCCAUGUUUAAAGCUCUCGUUAUAUUUUUAUUUUUGCUAUGGGACGCGAGAGGUGAAACAAAUAACGAUCUGGAUUCCCGCGUUAUUGGUGGGGAGGACGCAGCUGAUAGCUCUGCCCCUUAUAUAGCAUCAAUCAGACGUUUUCUUUUCGAGGGACUCACAGAAACAAUGCAUAUCUGUGGUGGUACUAUCCUGACUCAGAAAUGGAUUUUAACUGCUGCUCAUUGCACCUUUAGGUAUUAAAUAAAAUCACAGGUGGCUCCUGAAAACCUUCAAGUGGUCUAUAAUUUAACAACAAUAUAUGUGGAAGAGUGCAAUAGAAGGCUUGAUAACGUAUCUAAGAAAUUUCUUCCAAUUAUUGACAAACAACUUUGCACAUUAAAUAAGGAAAGAAAGGGAACGUGUAAAGGAGAUUCUGGUGGACCCCUCAUUAGUGGUGGUGUACAAGUUGGCAUUGUAUCAUGGGGUGUUCCUUGUGCUAAGGGGAAACCUGAUGUUUAUACAAGGGUAUACUGUUACGUGAAAUGGAUAAAUAAUUACAUUUCAAAUUAAUAGUUAUAGUUUUG
Pieris rapae (cabbage white) is the source of this 585-nucleotide messenger RNA. Its product is annotated as kallikrein 1-related peptidase b9-like. The transcript has 4 exons. Lineage: Eukaryota; Metazoa; Arthropoda; Insecta; Lepidoptera; Pieridae. Gene Ontology annotation, molecular function: serine-type endopeptidase activity. The record is from RefSeq and is a predicted model, not a curated record. Gene Ontology annotation, biological process: proteolysis.